AUGGAGGAGAAUUGGAGGACGCAAUUGCAGACAAAAUCGCAUUUGAUCAAGACGUUUCAUGAAUUGACAACUAUGGGAAUUGUGAAAAAGACCAAUGAUCGAAAAUGGCAGAAGCUUAUUUGUCCAAUUCUUAUCUUAUCUCUCUCACCCUUUGGACUUCUCCGAGAACCAUCCUUUUUUGCGGCACGUAAAGUAAAGGAAAAGACAAUUAUAAAAUGA
Molecule: messenger RNA, 219 nt
Organism: Dovyalis caffra
Lineage: Eukaryota; Viridiplantae; Streptophyta; Magnoliopsida; Malpighiales; Salicaceae
Source: the annotation of a GenBank genome assembly